Molecule: messenger RNA, 3152 nt
Organism: Menidia menidia (Atlantic silverside)
Lineage: Eukaryota; Metazoa; Chordata; Actinopteri; Atheriniformes; Atherinopsidae
Source: the annotation of a GenBank genome assembly
AGGGAGGACCAUUGUUUACCAUGGCGACGGGGACGCUUCUAUUUGUUGUCGAUGGGCGCAAAGUGUGUUUAACAUUGUUUCUGUUUGUAUUCAUAGAUAUACUUCACAGUCAGCAGUUUAUAAUCCCCUUUAAGGGUCCUUCAGAUUGUGGUGUGGACGAAUUCUUCGAUAUUUCCAGUUUGUCGUGCACGAGGUGUGGUUCAAACCAACUGCAGAGUCCAACAGGACUGACUUGCAUUUGCAAAACUGGGUACAAAACCAUCAGCAUCAACACUGAUAAAGUACCCAUUAUUUGUGAGCAGUGUCAAACCGACAAGCCUGCUGUAACAAAAGAUGGAUUUGGGUGCAUUCGCUGUCCAGGCGGGAUUGGUGAUGAGGGGCAAUGUCUGUGCCCACAGGGCACUAUUGUUGUGGAAAGAGAUAUCAAUGGAAACUUUUUGGAUGAGGCCAGAUGUGAGCCAUGCAAUGGAAACAGUCCUGCUCUGUCUGCACCAAACAACAGAGGACACAGAUGUGAGAGAUGUCAUGCUACCUUCAUUAACACCUCAUGUGUGUGCACAUCUCCCAAUGUCCUGGCAGGAGGAUUAUGUUUCUCUCCGGGUAGCCUUUCCACUAAUGUGGAUCCCAGCAUCAAUUUUGCUGAGUUGAAGUUCAGUGUCCUUUCAGCCUGGUUGGUGGACAACCUCUACGCCUCUUCAGCAGCAUGCCUUGUGUCCUCCAACCUGACUGCGUGCCAGGCUCUGGGAAACAUGUGUGUGAUGAACAUGCACUCCUUUAGCAGCGUAUCCACUGAUGCUUGUGGUCUCUUCAAUACUAUCUUCAGAUCAAGGGCUGCUCUGAGCUCAGUUCAAGACAUUUCUUACUGGAGAGCUAAUCUGCCAUGGCUUUACUAUGGGGACGAACCGGGGCUGGCCGUUAGAGUGCUUCAAACUGAUCCUGUUCCCUUGUCAUUCAGUUUCAGAGGGACAAAAAAGAACACUGAUAUUCAACUGCUUGCUGCUGUUUAUAACGUCAGGGGAGAGUUCCUUAGAUGGGAGCAAAUAGGAGGAAGUAACCUGCAGCUUUGCCAAGAACGAGGCACUAAACAGGCAGCAGCCUUCAGCUUUGGAACUGCUUAUCAAGACAGUUGUGCUCUUUCAGUUGCAGAACUGUUUAACAGCCAUCCCGAGCCAUUGUUCUACGAUGUGUUUAUGGACCUGGGUGGAGGAGAGAAAAGAAAACUUCUUCCUUUGCCGACACUUGUCAAAAAUCAGCAGUACAAUGGGCGGUUCAUAAACCAAGAGAGCAUGAAGAAUUGGUACCUGUCUCGACGUAUGUUUCUUGUGGAUACACUGAGUGGAAGAGAGAAGACCAAAAACUCUUUGCCUAAAGUAAUCCGUGUGGCCACCAGCAUUAAAUUAAGGUUCCAGUUGGUUCCACGAACCCAGGAGGGACAGAUAUUUCCUCCUCUGAUGACUGUGACCUACUCAGACGUUCCCAUCCUGGACAUCAGUUCUCAAACUGUCUAUACUACUUUUGCUGUGGAGUAUGAGAUGGAUCAGAGCGAGGCUCGCACUAAGACAGAUACGGCUCUCGGCGUGAUGGGUGGGGUGGCCGUGAUCUACUCCCUGCUGAAGACGGUCAGCUGGAAGAGAAGGAUUUCUUCUCCUCUCAUCGAUUUGGAGACGAUGCUGAAGUUUCUGUUGUUUUACGCUGGUGAUCUCGCCAACGUUUUCUUUGCUGUCACUGUGGGAACUGGACUUUACUGGCUCAUCUUUUACAAGGCCCAACAGUUCGUAUCAGUGCUGCUGCCGCUGCCUACUCAGGAGGAGCAGUUUGUCACCUACAUUGGUUGUGCCUUUGCUCUGAAGGCUGUCCAGUUUCUCCACAAGCUGAUACUCCAGGUUUCAGUCGAUAUAUUCCUGAUUGACUGGGAGAGACCACGAAGCAAAGCUAACAGAACUGUGCAUGCUUCCGGGGAGACAAAGCGUGACCCUUCACCUAUCAGCAUCUGGAGGACUUACUUUGUGGCCAAUGAAUGGAAUGAGCUCCAAACCAUCCGCAAGAUCAGCCCUACUUUUCAAAUUAUGGCUGUGCUCUUCUUUCUUGAAGUGCUUGGUUUCUCUAACUUGGCCUUGAGAGACCCUUGGGCAGCUUUGGAGCGCUCCCCACAGGCAUACACCCCUCCUUACAGCCUGAUUUUGCGCUAUGGUCUGGCAGCCACACUUUGGCUGUGUAUUGGGCUUCUACAGAUGAUUUUCUUCACAGUCUUCUAUGAGCACUUUGUGGAGGACAAAAUCCGCCAAUUUGUGGAUCUGUGCUCCGUCAGUAAUAUUUCUGUGCUGCUCUUCUCCCAUCGCUGCUUUGGCUACUACAUCCAUGGGCGUUCCGUACAUGGCCAUGCAGAUACAAACAUGGAGGAGAUGAACAACAAUCUGAAGAGAGAACGUGAGUCACUGUGUGGUCAACGCGGUCUUCUUCCCAACACAGACAUUCAGACUUUUCAGGUGUCUUUUACUAACAGACUGAGACUGCAGUAUGACAGGAUACAGGACUCACUCAGCAGGAGAAACCGACCGUCGCGGCUGAUGGAUGCAUCCACAGCCAACUUGUCAGAUGUGCAGUUCAGAGCCUACAACACCAUGAACCAUUUCCUGGGAUCCGUUAUAGACCAUGCCCAUCCUGACAUGGACUACAUAGUGAAGGACAAGUUGACGUUGGAGAGGGUCAUAGGGAUGGAGUUCCUCGAAGCAAGUGAAAAGACCAUAUUUUACAAUGAUGAGGCCCAUUCCUUCAGUGAUGUGCUCUUUUAUGGAAAUGAAGCCACGCUGCUGAUUUUUGACACUUUGUUCUUCUGUGUGGUGGACCUGGGAUCUCAGAGCUUUGUGCUUGCAGCUGUGCUGACAUACGUACAGCAGAUGAUAUUCGGCUUCAUCCGUAACACUCUUGGAAGAAAAAACCUUGCCAAUAAAACUCUGGUGGAUCAGAGAUUUCUGAUAUAACUGUCGUCUUUUAUGGGAAAGUUUCAGUUCUGAGAUGUUUACUGUUCACAGCUUGUGAAUAAUGUUCUGUUUUUGCUUUUUCCCAAAAUUUCUUUCUCUACUGUUUUAUGAAGCAAAUAUAUUUGAAAAUAUUGUUGUGCUUUUUUACUGAUUAAAUUGUUUUUAUAUGAG